Messenger RNA from Rhagoletis pomonella (apple maggot), 2861 nucleotides. RefSeq names its product FH1/FH2 domain-containing protein 3-like. Gene Ontology annotation, biological process: cortical actin cytoskeleton organization; actin filament network formation. Gene Ontology annotation, molecular function: actin filament binding. The transcript is spliced from 10 exons. NCBI's taxonomy places the organism in Eukaryota, Metazoa, Arthropoda, Insecta, Diptera, Tephritidae. The record is from RefSeq and is a predicted model, not a curated record. Gene Ontology annotation, cellular component: cytoskeleton; cytoplasm. The coding region runs from base 1 to 1950 and encodes 649 amino acids.
AUGCUUAUCUUUAAAGCAUUACUAUAUAAAUACACUGAUUUCCUGAGUAGUGUUGGAAUAAACUCGUCCAGCCUGGAUCAGGACAUCAAGAAGGUGGAGCCGAAAAAAUCCGAAAAUGAGCUACACUGGGAGGAAUUGGUACGCAACAUGAUACGCCCACUCAAUCUUUGUGAUCUAGACUUCACCGAUUUGAAUUCGGAAGACGAGAAAGAUAUGCUAGCGCCGCGUGGUCUUGGCUGUGGUGUACCGCCGCCACCACCACCAUUCGCUGGUGGCAUACCGCCGCCCAUGAUGCCACCUAUGAAUAGUCUGGCCAGCAUGGUGCCACCGCCGAUGUUCAGCUACAGCGGCUACGGCAGCAUGACGAACAGCGCCAACAGCUCCAUGAAUGGUUCCAUGAAUGGCGACGUCAGCAAUACGAAUACCAUCAAGAAGAAUAAAAAAACGGUGAAAUUAUUUUGGAAGGAGGUGCGCGAGGAUAUGAUACCCGUUGUGAUUGGCAAAACCAUUUGGGAUGAGUUGCCGCAGGCAAAUGUGGACAUACAAAAGCUGGAGCAUCUCUUCGAGUCCAGAGCCAAAGACCUAAUGACCAAGAAACAACAAGAACUGAAUAAAAGCAAAGAGAUUAUCGUAUUGGAUCAUAAACGCUCGAAUGCCAUAAAUAUUGCGAUGACAAAGUUGCCACCGCCGCGUGCCAUUAAAGCGGCAAUACUGAAGAUGGAUGCAACGGUGGUGACGCGCGAAGGCAUCGAUAAGCUAUUGAAUAUGUUGCCAACGGAUGAGGAACGCGGCAAGAUACAAGAAGCGCAGAUGGCCAAUCCAGAGUUGCCUUUGGGCAGCGCCGAGCAAUUUCUCCUCACCUUGGCCACCAUUUCGGAGUUGGGCGCGAGGCUAAAGCUGUGGGCAUUCCGCUUGGAUUUCGAUAAUAGCGAAAAAGAAAUUGCGGAACCAUUGAUGGAUCUGAAACAAGGCAUCGAAAUUCUACGAAAUAAUCGCACCUUCAAAUGCAUUCUGUCGACGCUGCUGUCGGUCGGAAUAUUUUUGAAUGGUGCGCCAGUUAAGGGUUUCCAGAUCGAGUAUUUAUCCAAGGUACCUGAGGUCAAAGACACCGUACAUAAGCAUUCGUUGCUGCAUCAUCUCUGCCACAUGGUGAUGGAGUCGAGUCCGGACACCACGGAUCUAUACUCGGAAAUUGGGCCAAUCACGCGCGCCUCUAAGGCUGACUUUUCCGAUUUGGCACACAACUUGAGCCAGUUGGAGACUGAAUGCAAGGCUUCGUGGGAUCGCCUCAAAUUGAUUGCCAAACACGACUGUCCACCGCAGCUGAAGCAGAAGUUGGUUGACUUCUUGGCGGACUGUGCGGAACGCAUUAUCAUUCUGCAAAUCGUGCAUCGGCGUGUGAUUAACAGAUAUCGCAAGUUCCUGCUGUGGCUGGGCGUACCCCAACACAGCGUAGCCGAAUCGAAGCCAAACGAAUUUUGUCGCAUUCUUUCGGAGUUCGCUCUGGAGUACCGCACCACACGUGAGCGCGUGCAACAGCAGCUGGAGAAGAAGGCGAACCAUCGCGAACGCAAUAAGACGCGUGGCAAACUCAUUAUAGAUAUGGCCAAAUUCAAAACCAAAGAAGAUCGCGCCGAUGCGGAACUGAAAGUGUUGCUCGGCACGCCCAGUUCCGACACAGCCGAUGGCACAUUGACGUGGCGUCGCAGACGCGCCGAGAACUUGCGCUCGCCCAUUGCGCGCCAAAGCGAGGAGAACUUCACCGAUGGUGAUGAUGAGAUCCUGGAAUCGUUGGUAAAGACUGCGACCAAAGCGCCAGGUACACGCACGACGCCGCGCGAACGGAAGCGCACACGCCAUGCUGAUCGCAAAUCAUUGCGUCGAACGCUUAAAAACGGCCUAACGGAGGAGGAGAAACAACACGUUGCGGCUUUAAUAAAAACCUAUUAGCGUUUUAAGUAGUCCUAUGUAGUCGUCGACAGACUGUAUGUAGCGUCAUAGAAAGAAACACUAUGAAACAGACUGAGAAGCGUGAAAGAGAAGUUGGAAAAAACACACGAUUUUAUACCUAGAUGAUUUUCCUUAUUGAUUUUAUUUUGGACGAUCUCAAGCGAUACCAGUGAGCAAGUAAAGUGACGGAUUGGAGAGCAAUGAAGUGCCUUGCAGAGAAGAAGAAAUUGUAAAUCAACGAAAGGAACCAAUGCGUCGAAUGCGAUAGAUGAAAAAAAAAUUGAAAUUUUGCAUAUUGAAAUAUUUGACCCGUGGAGCGUUGAAUUUUACAAAUAGAACGAUAAUAACAUAGCAUGUAAACGUAUAGCGUAACACGAAAGUGCCUACUCAGAAUAUCCCUUUUGGUGUAAAUUGAGGAAAGCUGGAAAGCGCUUUUGUGGAGCAAACGGAACGGCAGUUAACGAUACUUGCGAAAAGCUUAUUUCUUUUACUUAGUUAAUACAAAGUAUAAAAAUGUAUUGUAGUCAAACAACGAUAUUUUAUUAUUAGACCUUAUCGAUUAUAAACUUUCUCACAUCUCUUCUUAUUUUUGUAAAAUUAUUAAUUCUAAUUUCUUUCUUUAUUUUAUUGUGUACACUCGCAUGUUAGUUGUUAUCUUUAAAUUAACGAAUUUCCCAAUCUUAUGGGUUCACUUACUUAGUUGGAGGAUGGAAAGAUGGAUUUAGAUUAAAAUUCUUUAGUUUUUUUUUGUUUCAAUUUUGAUUUGGUUAAGUAAUGUAUUCACUCUCUUGUUAUCGCGCUUCAAUUAACUGAAAUUAUAUAAUAUUUAUAUUGGACAUGAUCGGAAAAUUUUGGUGAAAAUCUUAAAACUAAAAAUGCGUAAAACAAAUAAAGCAAAAUAUAAAAAAAAA